AUGGUAUACAAAAGUGGAUGUUGGUCCACAAUUUUUACAACGGGCUAUGUUGUACAACGAGAACAAUUAUUGAUGCUGCAGAGUGCCAAUGAAGCUUAUGAAUUGCUAGAGGACAUGGCCACAAACAAUCAUCACUGGUCUGAUGAGAGGUCAUUUGGGGUUAGAAAGGUAGCUGGGGUACAUGAACUUGACACAAUCACUGCUCUUACAGCACAAGUAGCCUCAUUGACAAAACAAUUGCAGCAAAAUACUGUGUCUGAUAAUGCAAUUAAGAUGGCGGCUAGGUGUGAAAUUUGUGGUGUGGUUCAGAAUGAAGAUUUGGAUGAGAAGUCUAAUAUAGUUGAGCAAGGGGUUACUGAAGAUCACAAGAGCACAGAGAAAAUUCCUCUAGUUGUUGUUGACCAGCCAGCCCGAGUUCCAUAUCCUCAGAGGCUUAGAAAAACUACUCUUGAUAAACAAUUUUCUAAGUUUUUAGAGGUGUUCAAAAAGCUUCACAUCAAUAUUCCUUUUCCUGAGGCUUUGGAGCAGAUGCCCAGUUAUGUAAAGUUCAUGAAAGAGAUUCUGUCUAAGAAAAGAAAGAUGGAAGACUAUGAAAUUGUGGCGCUCACUGAAGAAUGUAGUGAAAUAUUGCAAAGGAAGCUGCCCCAAAAUUUGAGAGAUCCAGGGAGCUUUACUAUACCUUGCACAAUUGGAAAAUUUGAGUGUAAGCAUACCUUGUAUGAUUUGGGGGCGAGUAUUAAUUUAAUGCCCUUAUCUGUGUUAAGAAGACUUAGUUUGGGUGAAGCAAGACCAACAACAGUUACUCUACAGUUGGCAGAUCGAUCGGUGAAGCAUCCAUGUGGUAUCAUUGAAGAUGUUCUUGUGAAGGUGGAUAAGUUUAUUUUUCCUGCUGAUUUUAUUGUUCUUAAUAUGGAGGAGGAUGCACACGUGCCUAUAAUUCUUGGAAGACCAUUCCUAGCCACAUGCCAAGCUCUCAUUGAUGUUCAGAAGGGUGAAUUGAAGCUUCGACUUCAAGGAGAUGAGGUGUUAUUCAACGUCUUCAAGGCAAUGACAUAUCCGAGGGCUAGUGACAAAUGCUAUAGUGUGGACGUGAUAGAUAAAGCAGUCUCGAAAAGAAGGGUAGUCGUGAUGCCUUAG
This is a messenger RNA of Humulus lupulus (European hop), 1137 nucleotides long. RefSeq lists its product as uncharacterized. The record is from RefSeq and is a predicted model, not a curated record. The transcript has 2 exons. NCBI's taxonomy places the organism in Eukaryota, Viridiplantae, Streptophyta, Magnoliopsida, Rosales, Cannabaceae. The coding region runs from base 1 to 1137 and encodes 378 amino acids.